UGUGGCUAUGAGAUGCUGAUCAAUCCAAGACUUUCCUCAAAGCUUAAAACAGGUGAAAAUCAAUGGAGGACUCUUCAUCAACAUCACCAAAAACAGGAGAAAUUAGAAGACAGAGUCGAAAACAACCUCCAAUGAUGUCAUCCUCCAGUGAUCCAAUGACUGAAGAACUUCUGUGUUCAAUCUGUCUGGAUGUGUUCAGUGAUCCAGUCAGCACUCCAUGUGGACACAACUUCUGUAAGAUCUGUCUGAACACACACUGGGACAACAGUCAAGACUACAGAUGUCCAAACUGUAAUGAAACAUUCAACCAGAGACCUGAUCUCAAGAUUAAUACAACACUCAGAGAAUUUGUGGAUGAACAUAAAAAGAAUGAAAAUUUCUGUGAUUUCUGUGACGAAGUUAAUAAGAAGGCUGUGAAGUCGUGUCUGGUGUGUCAGAGCUCUUACUGUGAAACUCACCUGGAGUCUCAUUUGAGAGUGUCAGGAUUACAGAAACACAAACUGAUUGAUCCUGUGAAGAAUCUGCAGGAUUAUAUAUGUCAGAAACAUGACAGACCUCUGGAGCUCUUCUGUAGAGAUGAUCACACAUGUGUGUGUCUGUCCUGCACUGUGACGGAUCACAAGAACCACAAGUUUGUUUCUAUGUUGAAGACACAGACAGACGUGCAGCAGAUGAUUCAAGACAGAAUCAAGAAGACUGAAGAUAUCAAACAUUCAGCAGAACUCAGAAGAAGAAACACAGAGAAGGAGAAAGCAGCCAGUGUUGUGGUCUUCAGUGAUCUCAUGAGCUCCAUUGAGAGAUGUCAGUCUGAACUGCUGGAGAUGAUGGAGGAGAAGCAGAAAGCAGCAGAGAAACAUGAUGAAGAUGUCAUUAAAGAUCUGGAGCAGGAGAUCACUGAACUGAAGAAGAGAAACAUUGAGCUGGAGCAGAUCUCACACACUGAACAUCAUCUCCAACUCAUACAGAUUCACUCAUCCAUGUCCAUCCCUUUAAACACUAAGAACUGGUCUGAGAUCAGUAUGAAGAGUUAUGUGAGUGUGGAGAAGAUGAGAACUCUGACGCAACUGCAAGAGAAUUUACAGGAGAAACUCAGUAAAGCUGUGUUGAAGUGCAUGCAGCAGUAUGCAGUGGAUGUGACUCUGGAUCCUGAUACAGCUCAUCCUAAUCUCAUUCUGUCUGAUGAUGAGAAACAAGUGAAACAUGGAGACAUUAGGCAUAAACUCCCAGACAACCCAAAGAGAUUUGAUAAAUGUGCCUGUGUCCUGGGAAAGGAGGGAUUCUCAUCUGGGAGAUUUUAUUAUGAGGUUCAGGUGAAGGGAAAGACUGACUGGACUUUAGGAGUGGUCAGAGAAUCUGUUGACAGGAAGGGACAGAUCACACUGACAUUAGAUGGUGGAUUCUGGACUGUGUGGUUGAGGAAUGAGAAUGAAUAUGAAGCUCUUGGUGAUCCCUCUGUGUCUCUGUCUCUGAGUGUAAAGCCACAGAAGGUGGGUGUGUUUGUGGAUUAUGAGGAGGGUUUGGUCUCCUUUUAUGAUGUGGAGAACAGAUCUCAUAUCUACACUUACACUGAUCAAUCUUUCACUGAGAAACUCUAUCCAUAUUUUAGCCCAUGUGUUAAUAAUAAAGGUAAAAACUCAGAGCCGUUGAUCAUCACACAUGUCAAU
Triplophysa dalaica is the source of this 1664-nucleotide messenger RNA. Its product is annotated as E3 ubiquitin-protein ligase TRIM39-like. The transcript is spliced from 7 exons. Gene Ontology annotation, molecular function: zinc ion binding; protein binding. Lineage: Eukaryota; Metazoa; Chordata; Actinopteri; Cypriniformes; Nemacheilidae. The annotation marks the transcript as partial. The record is from RefSeq and is a predicted model, not a curated record.